AUGGGAGACACAAGUACAACAACUGUGACACCUACUGCUAGCUCUACAACAAAACCAACAGAAGGAGACACAAGUACAACAACUGUGACACCUACUGCUAGCUCUACAACAAAACCAACAGAAGGAGACACAAGUACAACAACUGUGACACCUACUGCUAGCUCUACAACAAAACCAACAGAAGGAGACACAAGUACAACAACUGUGACACCUACUGCUAGCUCUACAACAAAACCAACAGAAGGAGACACAAGUACAACAACUGUGACACCUACUGCUAGCUCUACAACAAAACCAACAGAAGGAGACACAAGUACAGCAACUGUGACACCUACUGCUAGCUCUACAACAAAACCAACAGAAGGAAACACAACUAGAACAACUGUGACACCUGCUGCUACAACUACAACAAAACCAACAGCAGGAAACACAACUAGAACAACUGUGACACCUGCUGCUACAACUACAACAAAACCAACAGCAGGGGAUCAAUGCAACCCAAAUCCUUGUGGAGAAAAUUUGGCUAAAUGUAUUGCUCUGUAUUACCACUAUGUUUGCCAGUGCCCCUAUGGAUUCUACUACAGCAACAGUACUUGUCAGACAGGGAAAAUAUUCCCAGGGACUGUUACACUGAAACAAUUUUACUCUAAGGAUGUUGAAGAUGUAAAUUCCACACUGUAUCUAGAGAUGUUCCAAAAUAUAACAAAUUUUUUUGAGGAUGCUUUUAACUUAACAGACUUCCAACAGACCGUCAUCGUGGAAGUUAAGUAA
This is a messenger RNA of Cygnus atratus (black swan), 771 nucleotides long. RefSeq names its product mucin 13, cell surface associated (gene MUC13). The transcript has 12 exons. The record is from RefSeq and is a predicted model, not a curated record. Bases 1 to 771 code for a protein of 256 amino acids. NCBI's taxonomy places the organism in Eukaryota, Metazoa, Chordata, Aves, Anseriformes, Anatidae.